CUUUUGGGACCUCUACUGUAGCUCUUGUCUGCACUGAUGUUACUCUGAAUUGGGAAUGGUGUUAUUUUUGAGUUGUCUUGCAGCGUUUUGAUGCUGUUUUUGGAAGAAGUCUGAGAAGAUGAGUUUCCUGGCAAGGUCUGCAAGAAGAGGGAGGGUUCAGCCCCUGGUGUCUGGCCCCUGGAGCAAGCUAAGGAUAGCAGAGGGAAGCAUGGUCAUAGGCAUGGGAUUUCUUAAGACUGAGAAAACACAAAGAAUGAAUGCAGUAGUAAUUUCUCUUUGACUUUUGCUACAUUGCUCCAGGUUUUAAUUCUUUAUGCCUCUAACUUGGAUACUGGCAUUGGGUGAAAAGUCUCUGUACAAUGCUGCGUGAGUGCUAUCAGCAAUCUGCUCACCCCAAACCUUGCAGCCUGCACUAUGUGUGCUCAAUGAACAGAUAAUGUCUUUUCCAUCCAGAGACUCCAGUUACAUUGAGUUUUCACCAGUAGGUGGCAUUCUCUGAGCUGCUUUUUUUUUUCUUCUUUUUAUCUUUUUUUCUUUUUUUAAUAAUAACAAUAAUAAUUAAAGGUGGACAAGGGGAGGGGGGGUGUCAAACUCCCCCUGUACUUGCUGAAGUCUGCAGUAAAGCAAAAUCUCUCUGCUCCUGUUGGGAAGCAACGGUGGUAUUCUCAAACUAAGGGAGAGUGAGGGUCAAAGUCCCUUUAAAAAAAAAAAAGUGAAAUACAGUAUUGUGCAUCUUGAAAUCUGAAACCAAGAAACAGAAGUGCAAGGGAAACAAGGGGGGAAGCCUUGCAAUUCCUGAGGACAACUGUUGCAAGUGAAGUUUUAAGAAGUAAAAUACCUGUCUGUGCAUUUAAAGGGUGUUGAAUGGCUUUCGGGGAGAAGGCUGUGAAAUAAAGGAGAUCAAGGGAAGACUUUUUUUUUUUCUCUCAUCUUCUCUGGAUAUAAUGGCCAUUGCAAAGCAAAGCAUCGCCAGAUUUGGCUUCAAGUGUUUCUUCUUUGCAACUUUUCUGCUGGUGUGUGAUGGACACAGUGGGAAGAGAGAGAACGGGGGUCCUGCCUGCUAUGGAGGGUUUGAUUUGUACUUCAUUCUGGACAAUGAUAUCUGAGGCACUAUGGGGAGAUGGUACUGCAGAAUUAAUUCUGCAGCUGAAAACGUGCAAAAAAUGUCUCCUGCCUGAGGAUCUGCUGCUGCCCAUGCAUCCAUGUCCAAGCAGAUCAGGAAGUGUCCUGCACCACUGGAAUGAAAUAUAUCAUUUUGUGGAACAUUUGGCCCGUAAGUUCAUAAGCCCUCAACUGAGGAUGUCCUUCAUCGUUUUUUCAACCAGAGGAACAAUUCUGAUGAGAUUAACAGAAGACAGGGAACAGAUACGUCAGGGUCUAGAAGAGCUUCAGAAAGUCCUUCCAGGAGGUGACACAUACAUGCAUGAAGGAUUUGAAAGGGCAAGUGAACAGAUUUACUAUGAAAAUGUUCAUGGUUACAGAACUGCAAGUGUCAUCAUUGCACUGACAGAUGGAGAACUCCAUGAAGACCUGUUUUUCUACUCUGAGAGGGAGGCCAAUCGGUCAAGAGAGCUGGGAGCAACAGUAUAUUGUGUUGGUGUGAAAGACUUCAAUGAAACCCAGCUGGCAAGAAUUGCUGACAGUAAAGAUCAUGUCUUUCCUGUGAAUGAUGGUUUUGAAGCCCUGCAGGGAAUUAUUGACUCCAUUUUGAAGAAAUCCUGUAUCGAAAUUCUGGCUGCAGAGCCUUCCAGUAUAUGUGCAGGAGAGUCAUUUCAGGUUGUUGUGAGAGGAAAUGGAUUUCGACAUGCUCGUAAUGUCGACAGAGUACUUUGCAGCUUCAGGAUCAAUGACACAGUCACUCUCAAUGAGAAGCCUUUUGUUGUGGAAGAUACCUAUUUACUCUGCCCAGCACCUGUACUACGAGAAGUUGGCAUGGAGGCAGCUCUUCAAGUUAGUAUGAAUGAUGGUCUAAGCUUCAUCUCCAGCUCUGUCAUCAUCUCCAGCACACAUUGUUCAGAUGGGACCAUCCUGGCUAUAGCUCUGUUGAUUCUCUUCCUGCUGCUGGCACUGGCUCUCCUCUGGUGGUUCUGGCCUCUUUGCUGCACAGUGAUCAUCAAAGAGCCUCCUCCACCUCCUGCAGAAGACAGUGAGGAGGAAGAUGACGAUGGUCUUCCAAAGAAGAAAUGGCCAACAGUGGAUGCUUCUUAUUAUGGCGGUCGAGGAGUUGGCGGCAUCAAGAGAAUGGAGGUGCGCUGGGGAGAAAAGGGCUCCACAGAGGAAGGCGCUAAAUUAGAGAAAGCCAAGAAUGCCAGGGUCAAGAUGCCAGAACAAGAAUAUGAGUUCCCAGAACCCAGGAACCUUGCAAACAACAUGCGCAGACCUUCCUCUCCUCGGAAAUGGUACUCUCCAAUCAAGGGGAAGUUGGAUGCUCUCUGGGUCUUGCUGCGGAAAGGUUACGACCGUGUAUCAGUGAUGCGCCCACAACCAGGAGACAAGGGGCGUUGCAUCAAUUUCACCCGAGUGAAGAAUGCCGACCCUCCCCCCAAAUACCCCCUCAACAACGCCUACCCACUGCCCCCCCCUCCCCCAGCCCCUGUCUACAAUCCUCCACUGCCAGUUCCCAUCUACAACCCACCGCCCCCCAGCUCUCCCACACCCCAUGCCCCCUCCCCAUCCUCCACGCUCCCCCCUCUCCCCCCACUGCCUCAAGUCCCACCACCAAACAGGGCGCCCCCUCCAUCCCGGCCCCCUCCUCGCCCUACAGUCUAGGGGUUCCAUCUCUUCUAGAAGCAUUUGAGGGUUUUUUUUCAGCAGUACUGUAUCAUGUCUGUCUUUGGGGUGGGGGGUGGGGGGACAGAGGAAGCCACACCAGUAUUGGAAUGGGACAGAAUGAAUGACUUCAUCGUCACCUUUCUCCUUUCAUUUUCUGUUGUCUUUAAAACCCCUUGAGCAUCAGUGCCACCAAACUAUUAAAGCAAGAAAAGCCAAGAGACUGCAGGAGUGACUCCAGCUCUGUUUCAGCAACGCUCUCCCCACCGCUUCCCCAUGCCUCAUCACCAGUGAUUCCAGGAUAAAUUGAAAAAAUGAUUGAAGGUUCUCCCCAGGGAAGAGCUGCAAAAGGCUCCUUCUGAAGACAUCUGCACAAAUUAACCAUGUGAGACUCACGGGAUAACAGAAAGCCAGGUUGCAUACCAGCUGCCAGGUGACUAAGGACAACAGUAAGUCAGCAACCACAGAAACCCCAUAAAUGUGGAGAAGAAUUGAUGGUGGGCAGCUGUUCUCGUGGCCUGUGAAUUGGAGAAGGGAAGGUCACCUUUGAGGGUCCAAAAAGAAGGGGUAGGUCUCUGGUGUCUGGUUUGGGGUAUGUUGGGAUGUGGAAGUGCAGGUGAAUGAAAACGAAGUGCCACCAGGCAAAUGGAUCACAUGGAAGAUCAAUCAGCACAAUCAAUAAAUCAAUCACCAGGCUUCAGCCUCCUCCCAUGAGGACAGGAGUGAGACACAGCAUAUUGGUGCUCCCUCUGGGACAGAGGGGCUCACAGCAAUCUGGGGAAGGUCUGGUUGACAGAAGAAUCUUUGCAUUUGGCUUAGACUAAUUACAUCCAUGUAAUUAACACCUCUGCAGUUCAGCACUAUAAUUUAAUUCUGUUUUCCAUUCUUAAAGGAAAGUUCCUUAGUACAAAUAGGUGGCUAGGCGUAUCAAUUUCUCUAAAUCCAGUCUGCUUGGACUCCUUGUUAUUGUCAGUUUGAAAUGGUUACCACUGAUGCAUUCCUGUUUUUUUCUGUAAACUACGUACUUUUGCCCUGAAAAUAUUUCCACAUGGAUUUUUAUUAUUUGUUUUCCCUUCCUGAAUAAGUAGCAGAUGUCUUCCAAACUCAAAGAGCCAGUGUACUUACUCACUCUUGUCAACUCUCAGCAACAUCACUUCUCUAUGCAAUUGUUGACUAUGGCAAAAAUCCCACACCAGAUACAAGAUGGGAAUCAGUCUUCCAAGAAAUGCACUGGAUGCAUUUCUCCAUGCAUUCCUCUUUGUGGGACUACCACUGUAUUCCACACCACAGCAAACUUUCUGAGCACAUGCCUAGUGAUAGCAAUAGGGGAGACUGCUGCACUUCAGUCUGUUUUAUGGUCAGGAUUGGUUCUCAUGAAAGGACUGGAAAUUGCCAAGUCAUAAAGGGUAAAACUCUCUUGUUCUAUGAAUAUCUAAGUGUUCUUAUUUCUUAUGCUCAUAUCAUCUUUUACCAGGUAAAAAAAUGCAUUGCCAAGUGCUUACUUCAGUGCUGUUGGAAAUAAUAAUUCUAGCUUUUCUUGCUAUUUAAAAAAAAAAAAAAAAAAAAAAAAAAAAAAAAAAAAGCUCAAGGAGGAAAAAGUACAAAUGAAAAAGGCUCAGUGGAGACCUGGCUUGGGACCUCUUGGUAAGAACAUCCUGUGAGUGAAGCCUGACCAUGAGACCCAGGGUCAAGCUAAGCCACAUUUGGUCUAUGUGCCACUUUUAGGUGCCAUAAACACAACAGCUACAAUGGAUCUGAAGACUCAUUUGAAGGGUGGCAGUUCACCCCAACACUGUUUUGUCUGCAGGCGGCACAGAGCAGUCCCCAGUUUGGAGCAAAACCCAGUUUUGCCACUCACUAUGUCAAGUUCUAUCAGGCAGAAGGCACGGUUGGUUCAAUGAGAUGACUUUGUCAUGGUCAUGCUGGAGUGGGAAGCCUUUAACAACCCAACACAAAUUGGUUGGAUUCCCUCUGGUGAUGAAUGGGAUUUGGUGAGAUGUUGAAAGAGUACGGUGUAAAACAGGAUCAAUAAAUAUUUCCCUCAACAGAACCUCAGUAUUCCAAAACAGGUUGGAAAAGAGAUUGAUUUUCAGCAUUAAGGCAUUUAGGCUUUUGUGUGUGUGUGUGUGUGUCAAUUAAGCAGUAAACAUAAACCCAUAAACCUAAAGCUACUGCUGGGGAAAAAAAUAAUAGCAGUGUAUGCUCCAUCACUGAAACUCACUUCUUGCAGAUGUAUAUAGGAAUUUUCCUUCUCUGCAAACAGAGGAGAAAAAAAAUCCACAGUAGGAAAGAAGCAAAACGAAGCAUACAUUGGGCUAGAAAAAUAAUCAUUGCAGAAUACCUCCAUGUAUUCAUCCCGUUUAUGAAUAGAAAUAAACUUUUUUUUGUUUUGUUUUGUUGUUGUUGUACAUAUUAUUACUGCAUGCUUACCAUAUGUUAGAUGGAAGCAUUUCCUAUCCUGUGUGGAGGAUAAAAGAACAUUUUUCAAGUUGUAGUAAAUUAUUAUAAAGCCAGUGACAUUUCAUGGCAUGUUAUUGUAUCAAGCUGUGCUUGUUGUGUUUUUUUCUUUGUGGUUGUAUGGCUUUUUUUUUUUUAAUGUACAAAUAUUUCCUGUAGUGACGAGCACCUGCUUUACACAGCACUAAUUGAGGCAUGAGGUUGCUGGGCUGCCCAACCUUCAAUGCAUUGGGAAGAGUUUUGCACAUCCACCAUCAGAACUGAAUUUAAGGUAUUAAGAGGAAAAUUUGGGCCCAAAAUGAAAUGAACUCACAGACAAUUAAUGCUAUGUAAAUUAGGUUGAAUUAGCUGGUGCGCCAUGUGCUGAUAUAUGGCACCCUAUGUAUUCUCUCUGUAUAGAACUUUCCUAGAUACACAUUACACAGGCUAUCAAUCUACACUAGCCAGUUGUUAAGUAAAGGCUCAUUAUAGAUCAAAAGGAGCUGAGUAGCACUACAUCUGCUCCAUGAUUUCAAAGGACUUCAGCAGAUAUUUCUGUUUACUACUUUUACAUGUUCACAUAUAGGGUCGGUCUAAACAGCCAUAAACAGAUGUCUGAUGGCAUUAAUAAAGAAUUUUCUUGGCUCAAAAUAGAUCACUUUGAUUAUCUCUUUGUGUUCAAUUCAAGCACAGCUUUCUAUCAUUGCACCAGAGGACCAAGCAGCUACAUUCAACAAAAACUCGCAUGUUUUAUAAUUGCUAACAUCACACAUUAUUGCUGGCUGCAUUUUGAGGCAUUCACCCAUAUGAGCUUUGGUGGCCACUGGAAUUCUUCCUCUGCUCCUUGGUGCAUGAAAACAUCUUCUGUCACUGUUAAUUUUGCAGAAUGUCUGGCUUUGGAGCUCUCUGUGCGCAGUGACAUUGUCCUAUAUGCGGUGCUGAUGCAGCAAAGGAAAAGAAAUGAGUCUUCUGAUGUGAUGUUGGAUUAUGUUCUUUCACCUCAGCCAGUGCUGUGCAAUGAUGUUUUAUUCCCUCUGUUUGUUGCAUGUGUCAUUUGUUAAAUUCAGUCAUUAUUCUUGCUGAUCUUGAUUAUUAUUAAAGAACUACAUAAAUUUACGCUGGGCUUCA
Molecule: messenger RNA, 6333 nt
Organism: Lagopus muta (rock ptarmigan)
Lineage: Eukaryota; Metazoa; Chordata; Aves; Galliformes; Phasianidae
Gene: ANTXR1
Product: ANTXR cell adhesion molecule 1
Exons: 19
Coding region: 1021-2769 (582 amino acids)
Cellular component (GO): membrane
Molecular function (GO): signaling receptor activity
Source: RefSeq, a predicted model, not a curated record